This is a messenger RNA of Cinara cedri, 7461 nucleotides long. The record is from the annotation of a GenBank genome assembly. Lineage: Eukaryota; Metazoa; Arthropoda; Insecta; Hemiptera; Aphididae.
AAAUAGAUAUGGGUGGGUGUCAUAAAAUAUAAGUUUAAAUACACACUUAAAUUCAACUUUAUUUAUUACAAAAGUUUAUCUAUAAAAGCUCAUUGAGCUAAGUAAUUUUUAAAACAUUUUAGAUUGAUUUAGUUAAAUGUACAAGUUAAUAAUUCUAACAUAUUAAACUAAUUAAUUCAACCAUAUCAAUCUUUUGUUAUUUUAAUAGCAUAUAUUUUGAACAUUUUUUUUCUGUUCCUCCAAUAAACAUUCUUGAAAAACGGUCGAAAAAAUCUAAAAUAUGACAAGGAAUUUUGUUUAUCUUGAAAUUCUAACGUCUUGUCAAUAUUUACUUAGGCUAUACGAAUAGACAACUACGUUUCUCGAUAUUUUUAUGUUUAGUUUUUCCGUAUAAGUAUACGGUAGGUUCCUACCUAUAGGGUUUUAUUUUUGACGAGUUCGGUUACACUGAUUCUUUGUCGGCUAUUGCAUAGAUAAGGAAAUGAUAUUGCGGUGGCCAUACGAUUUGUGUAUACAAUUUCGUUAGUUAAGAAUAUCUUGCAUGUUAUUGCGGGAAAAUGGAUAUUCUCAGCACGGAACGUUUAUCAGGCAAGAGAAAAUCUACGGAAGGUUUUUCGAUAUUUUGAUUUUUUUUUUUUAUCAUCCCAAGAGCUGGACUUCAACCAAAAUACGUAUAAAUGUAUUAAAACUGAUAUUGUACAUUUAAAAUUAUGAUUAUUCAUAAUAUACUGUAAUUAUGGACCAGCAACAACUUUCACUUUCUUAUGGUGGUAAUGAAUACACUGAAGACUACUUUUAUAAUUCUCCUGCAGGUAUCAUCAUUGUUUAUAAAGUUUUACAAUAAAUACAUAAAGAAAACAAUAUUAUUCUAAUUUUUUAUCUAAUUAGAUUACUAUGAUUUGUACGAUGAUGCAAUAGAUGGUCAAAAUCAAGAUGAACAAUCAUUUUGGAGUCAUUUGUCUUUUUACCAAUUGUGCACUCAGUGUGUUCUGCCAGCUAUUUGGAGUACUUGUAAUUUAUUGGGCACUACCCUUAUUUUAUGUAUUUUUUUCAGAUUAUUCGUUGUUGUAGGUAUGUAAACAAAGAACUUAAGUUAAAACUAUUUAUCAAGGGAAUAAAAAUAUUAUUUGGUUUUAGGCAAUAAAAUUAGAUCUAUUCCUAAAGCAGUAUUUCAUAUAGUUUGUACAAUUUGUGGUGUUUUACCAAUAAUUUUAUUUUAUGAAGAUGGAGAUUUGUUUCAAUUAUUACUUCAAAUUGUAAUAUUUCCUAUGUUCUGUUACACAUUAUCCAUAAUAUGUUUAUUGACAUUGAAACAAUAUACAUCUAUUAUAUUUUCUACAGUAAUCUUAUUAACCUUAUUAUAUCGGUGAGUUAAUAUUUAUUUUAUUAUAUUUGCACUCAAAUAUUUUUAAAAAUGUACAUUUCAUAAUAAUUACAUUUUAGAUUCUGAGUGGAGCGAAAGAGCUUAAGGUUUUACAAUGAUGUUUAUUUAUUUUUUUAUCUGUGAACACUUUUUUUUACGAGAAAUAUUGCUCCGAUUUACAAUGAUAGCAAUUUUUCUUAAAGGGAAUUUGACUAAGGUGAUCAUUUUUUGAUUUUUUCAAUAUAUUGUAAAAAUUAAAGAAAUAAAAUAAGUACAAUAUUAAACAAAUAUUAUAAAAGAAAAUGUUUAAUGCAUAUAUAAUGAUUUUACCAUAAUAUGACAUAUUAUAUUGUUGAUAAAGCAACACUAUCAAUUGAGCUCCGCUCAGAAUUGUUUUUCGUUAGCAAUAGUUUAUCAUUGCUUUCAGAUAUAAAUUAAAUUCCUGUCUGUAACCUACCUUCCUAACUUUCCUCUUACAACAGCAUUUGCAAUCGUAGACAAAACUUUCUGAAUAAUUAAUUUAUGUGAUAUGUAAUAAAUAGUAUUUGAGUUAAUACUCAUACACCUGAUUUAACAUUUUUUAAUUUAUUUAACUCUUUAAAUAUUGUAAUAAAAUUAUUUCAGUGAAUGUUUUUCCGAUGAUACAAAAUGGCGUAAAACCAAAAGUUGUCACAUGCUUAUGUCAUUAAAGGCUAUGGCUGUAUUAUUUGACCUCCGAUCAAAUGAGUUGCAUAAAUUUCCACCAGUCUAUCAAUACACAGGUUAUAUGUUGUGUGCUGGUACUAUUUAUUUAGGCCCCUUUUUGACAUUUCAAGAAUACAAAAAUGCUUUAUUCACACCAGUUUACUGGGUAAACAUAUAAUAUAAUGUAUUUUUAUUUUAAUUAAUUAUUGUAUAGUACUUAUACACUUGUGUACAUUUUAUUUUUCAUGUAAGAAUACUUCUAAAGUUUUCAAUGUGAUAAGGAAAAUAAUCAUUUCAUUGUUUUGCUUUGUAAUGUCAAUAUGUUUGUUGGAUUGGUUACUUAACAAACAUAUGUAUAUAGAUGAAAACAGGUUAUAUCUUUUUUACUUUUAUUAUUUUAAAAUUAAGCCAUAAUAAUUAUAAUUUUACUUUACAGAAAUACAAUCACUAACAUUUUUCUGCUUAUGUAUAAACAAGCCUUGGAAUUUCGUACUGGACAUUAUUUUAUAUCAUAUAUGUCAACUGUGUUUGCGAUGGUUUGUGGAUACAAUACUGAAAUCUUAGUGACUCUACCAAUGGCAAUAGAAUGGCCACAAUCUUUGCUAAAUGUAGUUAUCUAUUGGAAUGUACCAAUGCAUCAUUGGUUAAAAAAAUGUAAGUUAGUUUAUACAAUUUUAAUCUGAUCUGUUGUACUAAUUAUAGAUUAAUAUAAUUUAGAUAUAUUUGAGGAAGUUCUAAAAUAUGGCAAGAAAAAUAAACAUACAAAUAAAAUAUUGGCUGUGGGUGCUACAUAUUUAGUGAGUUCUUUAUUACAUGGUUUAGAGGUACGUUUGUCAGCUGUAUUACUUUCUCUGGCUCUUUAUACAUAUGUAGAGCACAGAUUGCGUACAAAAUUAGCAUCAAAAUUCUUAAAAACUUAUUCUUAUUAUUCUAAAAAUUAUCAUAAUUCUAAAAAAUAUAUAAGUACAAAUAAUUGUACAUGGUUUAUAUGGAUUAUAAAUCUUAUUUUUACAAUUUUAAACAUUAUACAUCUUGCUUAUCUUGGUUCAGUGAUGGAUGUGUCUGUGGUUAAUUCUGUUAGAUCUUAUUAUGAUUCUUUUGAACCUUGGCGUCGUGUCUCAUAUUUUAGUCAUUUUAUAAUUCUAUUUAUGUAUCUUAUCAGUAUUAUUUUAUAAAAUCAAAUUUACAUAUUUAUGAAAUGUUUUUAUUAUUGCAUAACUUAAAUGAACAAAAUACAUACAAUAAACAUGAGUUAAAAUAAUAGGUACUUAAUAAUACAAAUUAAAGUUAUCAGAAGGAACUAUAACUAUUCUCACAUCAUAUUAUUAUAUAAAAAUAAUACACUUUUAAUAUUAAAAAGUUAAAUUGUGUAUAAAUUAUUAAUACUUUCAUAAUUUCUUGGAAGUAUACAUUUAAAAAAAAAAAAAAACAGCAAUAUAAUAUUAAUAUUUGGAAACAACUUAUGUCAAUAGUAUAAAUUUAUAAUGAAAUAGUGUUUGUAUAUUUUGCAUAUAAACAUUUAAACCUUUAUAUUUAACCAUGGGCAAAAUCUUUUAUUGUAUAACCUGUAUAAUUAAAUUGUUUAUUAUGUAAAUCUUAAUACACACAACUCCAAUGCUUAUACAAGAAAAGGUAUACAUUUUUACCAUGCAUUAUCAUAAAGAAUUGUUUUAAAAAAAAAAAAAUUAUAAUGUUAGUUUUAUUGUGUUUACAUAAUAUAACAUGUAUAUUUUUCAAAUAGAGCCAAGCUUAGAAAAAAAGGCUGCAAUUUUUUGCAUUAUUAAUCAAGUAAUCUUUUUAAUUUAGAAUAAAAUCAUUUUAAGUAAAUAGAUAUUAGAUAUUGUCACAUAAGAAGUAACACCAUCUAUUUAAUAUUUUGAUGGAAUUAAUUUGGUGUUCAAAUUUGUGAUGAAGUUAACAGAAAGUUUAAAAUCAAAUAUAAUUAAGAGUAUUUUAGUGAUGCGGUUUUGAGAAAGAGGUUGCUAGUUUAAUGAAUAAACUGUUUUGGCGACAUAGUUUAAUGUAAUUGUUUGAUAUUCAAAUGCACUUUUUGGUUGCCAGAAUCAGCAAAUAAUUGAAAACUAAGUUUACUGUUUUCGCUUACUAAUAGUGAUUACCAUUUAAUCACUCAAUCCAUUUUAUAUAAUACAGUAAACAAAAUAUUUUGGUCAACCAAGUAGUAAACAACAGCAAACUGUACUGACAAUUUCAUUGCCAAAACACACCUAUUGAUAACACUAUUAUUAAACAAUUUUAAGACAACACCACCCAUCUAUCUAUAGACUUCUAUGUAUGUUCUUCUACAAAAUUGUGAAAAAUUCUUGUUAACAUGAAUACAAACAAAUUAUUUGUUGUACAAUAUUUAUUUAAUUUAAUGUAUUAUCACUAAUAAAUAAACGUGCCUAGAAUAUUAUGAAAUGUGUAUUGUAACCUGUUUCGAAUUAAAAAUUCAUCGCCAGGUAUCAGUCAAAAAGUAAAACAGGACUAAAUAUGAAAAAGUAAUGAAGGAAUACAUAGCGAAAAAAUUAUAAAAUGUAUUUAUUUGCAUAUAUAUUUACGAGUAAAAUUUUGUUUUACUUUAUUAUUUAUUACUAAUAAUUAUAUAAUAUUGAUGAAAAAAAAAUUAAUAUACUAUUAAUUAUAAUUGUACUACUAGUUAUUUGUGAUAUCCUAAAUAUUUUGAAAUAAUUAUUGAUCUAAUAUUCGUGGCACAAUAUCAAAAAUUUGUUUUUUUUUAUUAUACAUUAAGAUUAUUUAAAAUUGUAUUAUUACUUAUUAAUUUGUACCUAAUAUACUAUAAUGGUACUAGGAUAAAUUGGGAAGUCUGUUUGCUUUCUUAAGGUACGGUCAAACAGAAAGCAGGCUGACCGCGCUGUUUAUCAUGGGCACAGUAUUAUCUUUGAUUGCAUCAUAGCAGUUAAAAAUAGCGCGGCCUGCUGUCAACCGCAGUGGGUAGCAGUCUAGUUGUAAUAAUGUACAUGUGCAUAAAAAUUAUUAUUAUGAAAUUGUAUGCAAUAUUAUAUACUAUGGCAGACGAAACUGAAAAAUUAAUAGAUCUCGUUCAUAAUUCAUUGCAGAGGUGAUGAAAUUCACCAAACUCUUCUCUUUUUUCAUUUCUUUUAUUCGUUUUGUUCAGUGCAAAGAGAAGAAGUUCUUCAUCAGAACUGCUACUAGAUGUCAUCUCUCACAGUCUCAAAUAAAGUAAUUUUAGUCACCAAUCAGUUUUUUUCAGAACAAACAGUGUUAACAAAUGUGUUAUACACGGUGUAACUCUAAGGUUAGGUUAGGUUACAAAAAUGAUACUAAACAACAAACUGUGCAAAAUUGCACGGUUGUUUGACAUCACAGAUCGCGGGGGUCAGCCCGCUUUCUGUUUGACCAUACCUUUAUUCUUGCAUUUAUUUGUUUUGCAAAGCUGAACAUGAUCCUUUUAAAUUAAAGAAAACAGGUUGUUUCUUGCAAUACAUGUAUCCAAUUCUAGUAUAUCAUAAAUCUGUACAAAUUUUGAAAUGGUUUCUGUUGUAGAAUUAUCACUGUUUUAAAAUAUUCUGAAUAUAAUAAAUAGAUAAUAAUAAAACAAUAAAUUUUUUGUUUUUCCAUCAAUAUUAUAAUAUAAUUAUUAUUAUUAGUAAUUAUAAAUUUAAUAAAAAUAUUGUACAAAAAUAAUUUGUUUUCGUUUCAAAUUUCCCUAUGUACUCUUUGCUAGUAACAAGUAAGUAUCCUAAGAUCUAUUUGUAUUUUCGGCAUUAGUUUCAACAUAAAAAGGAAAAAUAGGUUGUUUUAAUUUGUAAUUUAAAAACUGGUAUAGGAACAAUUUGUUUUACAGACAUACAUUGUAUACUUAAAAGUUAAAAUAUUGUACAAGGGUUGAUCUAAAUUAUCUGAACAUUAGUUUUUAAUAUCUAUCUUUCAAAAAUGAGUUUUACAGUAUUAUGUUUUAAUUGUUUUAUAAUUAACAGAUCCAUAAUCUGUUUCACAAAAGAAAGGUACUGUUUCGCGCAUGCUCCAUACCAUCGCUAUUGAAUCUAAAUGAAGGGGGUUGCGUGUCACUGACCAGUUUUCAUUAAAACGCAGUACCUUUACUAAAUGAGAUUCAUAUUGAUUUUCAACCCAACUUUUAUCAUUUUAAUCCCCCCCCCUAAAGUUUAAUCCAAAAGAGGCAGCUAGAAGUAUACAAAAGUAGCUGAAAAAAUGUACAUAUAUUAUAAUGGACACAAAACUGCAUACCUAAAUCUCUAUUUUUAGGUACAAAUUGAACAAUAAUUACCCACUAUUAAUUAUAUCCAAAUGUCAAAAAAUAAAAAUAAUAUAUUAAAAAUGGAAAAUAAAUAAUAGUUUUAAAAUUUAAAAAUAAAAUCAUUUAAAAAUUGUCUUUUCUUUAUAUACAGUGAAACCCUGUUAUUAUGUGACUUAAUGGCAAAGUAAAAUAUAAAUUUUAUGCAGACUCACAUCUGAAACAAUAUACAAUAUUAACUAAACACAAAGAACAAUUUGCUUUUAUAUUCAAAAUAAAUGUAUGUAGCUGUGGUGUUUAUCGCUAUUAUUAGAUGGGCAACUGUCCCACCUAUUAAAUUUAAUAUGUGGGUAGGUAUGACUGAUAUGAACAGUAUAGUGGCCACUAUGCUAUAACUCAAAUAUAUUGGCUGUUACACAUACUUUAUCAGUAGGUUGGUGUGUGGGCCAUGGAUCAGAGUAUUUUCAGAGGAGUAGGUCAUUUUUCAAGUGAUUUUUAGAAAAACAGGAAAAAUUACAUACAUGUAUAAAAGAAACCUUGCUCUAAAUCCAUAUUUAAAUUAAAUUUCUCUCUAUACCUACCUUCCCAACUUUUCACCUAAAAGGGUGGCCCACCCAUGAUGCUUAUGUCCAUCUUUUUAAUGCUGUGGUACUUAUAAAUUAGGUUACUAUUUUAUGGUAAAGGGGUGUCCAGGCCCAGAUUAAGGGAGGGGUAUGUCCCUGGCCCCAUAAAAACCAUAUUAUAGGGCCUAAUAGGUUUAAUGAAUUGAAUUGUUAUCAGAGAUUUAAACAUAUAAAACCUUGUUUCUAGAGUAUACAGAAUUUAAGUAGUGACCUUAUUUUAUUUUAUUUUUCUUAUUUAUUCUAUUUCAAUAUAAUUGGGUACCUGGGCUACCACAAUAAAUGUGACUGUCCCACUUGUAAAAAUUGACUUCAGUGCCACUGGUAUGUAGUAUGUGAUAUUAUUUUUUUAAUGGUAGUGUUGUUUAACAAGUUUUUACUGUAUUUUAUAACUAUUAAGUAAAUAAAUUACAUAAUUACCCUGUGAAGUUAAAAAAAAUGUUGGUAACUUAUUUUUAUAAUAUAAUUUGAUGUUUUUUUGACCAGUAGUAAAAAAAAUCAUGCUGUGACAUAUUACUUGGAUCACGAUUCAAUUCAUACAUUGCUUCUAUCCGCCAGAU